Molecule: messenger RNA, 702 nt
Organism: Plectropomus leopardus (leopard coralgrouper)
Lineage: Eukaryota; Metazoa; Chordata; Actinopteri; Perciformes; Serranidae
Source: RefSeq, a predicted model, not a curated record
GCGUCCCUCCUGCUGACCGCAGGUACCCGCCAUGCUGCUCGCGCUCCUGCUGCGUCCGUCCCUCUGCUGUCCUCAGGCCGCUCCGCUUUCGUUAACUCGAUGUGUGCGGACGCUCCGGUGCGACGCCUCCAGGUCGCUGCUGCCCUCUCAGGCUGAGCACCUCCUGCGGAGGAGGCUCCCGCCGCGCCUCCACACGCAGAGCCGAGGCGCCAAGAGCCGGGGCAGGAAGUCCAGGAGCCAGGAGGAGGAGUGGAGGACCAGGAACAAGACGGUGCUGACGUACAUCGCCGCCGCCGGGGUGGGCAUGAUCGGCCUGUCGUACGCUGCCGUGCCGCUCUACAGACUCUACUGCCAGGCGUCGGGGCUCGGCGGCACGGCGGUGGCCGGACACGACGUGGAUCAGGUGGAGACGAUGAAGCCGGUGAAGGAGCGCGUCCUCAAGAUCACCUUCAACGCAGACACUCACGCCAGCAUGCAGUGGAACUUCAGACCGCAGCAGACGGAGAUCUACGUGGUUCCAGGUGAGACGGCUUUAGCUUUCUACAGAGCGAAGAACCCCACGAAUAAACCGAUCAUCGGCAUCUCCACCUACAACGUGGUGCCCUUCGAGGCCGGACAGUACUUCAACAAGAUCCAGGUAGUCUGGUUUUUAUACUGUUAUAUUAUACUGUUAUAUAUAAUUCUGAUUAUUAUUUGCCAUUA